AUUUUCAUGCACUGAAAAACCAGGCAUAACAAUCCCUGCACAAAAUUCUGUUCUCUGCCAUCAGAUACAUCAAACUUCACAUAGAGCGAAUCAGCGCUGGUGGAUCUAUUGGUGAGCAGCUUGGAGGAGAACUGCUGAACUAAUGACAGAACCUAAUAAGUGUUACAUCAUGUGGUUGAUAAACAUGGCAACCCUGCUCUGCCUGGCCUCUUCAGCUGCAGCUGCCACAGCCGCAUCAGCAAACCAGGUCCUCAGCAACCAUGCCACCAUCCUGGCUGACAACAGCGCCACCCUGGCCUUCAGUCUCUACCAAAACAUGGCCAAGGAGAAAAACAUGGAAAACAUCCUGAUCUCCCCCAUAGUGGUAGCCUCCUCUCUGGGCCUGGUGGCUCUCGGUGGAAAGGCCGCCACCGCCUCGCAGGUAAAGACCAUUCUGAAUGCAGCUAAAGUUAAAGACGAGCAGCUGCACACCGGCCUGUCAGAGCUGCUGACCGAGGUCAGUGACCCCAAGACCCGAAAUGUCACCUGGAAGAUCAGCAACCAUCUGUACGGACCCAACUCUGUCAAAUUUGUGGAUUCAUUUGUCAAGAGCAGCAAGAAACACUACAACUGUGACCACUCCAAGAUAAACUUCAAAGAUAAGAAGAGCGCUGUGAACUCCAUCAACGAGUGGGCAGCCAAGUCUACCGAUGGCAAACUGCCUGAGGUCACCAAGGAUUUGGAGAAGACUGAUGGAGCCAUGAUCAUCAAUGCCAUGUUUUUCAAACCUCACUGGGACCAGCAGUUCCAUCAUAAGAUGGUGGACAACCGUGGAUUCAUGGUGUCCCGCAGCCUCACGGUUUCAGUGCAGAUGAUGCACCGCACAGGUAUCUAUGGCUUCUAUGAUGACAGCACUAACAAGCUGUCCAUCCUGAGCAUGCCUCUGGCUCAUAAGAAGUCCAGUGUGGUGUUCAUCAUGCCCUACAAUGUGCAGCCUCUGGAGGGGCUGGAGAAGAUCCUGACCAAGAAGCAGCUGGAGACGUGGAUGGGCAAACUGCAGCAGACAGCAGUAGCUGUGUCUCUGCCCAAAGUCAGCAUGGAAGUCAGUCACAACCUGCAGAAACACCUCGGGAAGCUGGGCCUGACAGAGGCUGUGGACAAAUCCAAAGCAGACUUCUCCAACAUUUCUGGGAAAAAGGACCUCUACCUGUCAAGCCUGCUCCAUGCCUCUGCCAUGGAGUGGGACACUGAAGGGAAUGAAAUUGACACCAGCGUCUUCGGCACGGACAAGCUGAAAACCCCUAAACUCUUCUACGCCGACCACCCCUUCAUCUUCCUGGUGAAGGACCAGAAAACAAACUCCAUCCUGUUCAUUGGCAGGAUGGUCAGGCCAAAGGGUGACAAGAUCAGAGAUGAGUUGUAACCAUGUGUUGAGUGUCGUGUUUACAGAUUUAACAUGUGACUGUGUGCGUGAGUGUAGGUUAUCUACUGCAAUAUUCUUAGAGAAGCGGGGAAUGAAUUAUAGUUUUUAUAUUUGCAUAAAUGCAUUCCUAACAGCAUUCCAAAAAAAUUGACCAGUCUUCAGUUUUAACUUGGAGAAUAUUUCUUACUAUCUGUACUUUUGUUAUGUAUUGGCACAUCGCAUUAUGGACUGAAGACUUACGUUAAGUAUGAUAUCCUCAAUUUAUGCCUAAAAUGUAAAUGCACAGUUUCAUGGAAGUUUAUCAUCUGUAUGUGCAGGCACACAAAUAGUCUUUUUAAUGAUCAAGUCUUAUCAGUCGUUGGACAACAGUCCUCAAAAUUUUAUGAGAUUUUACAGUUGCUUGGUUUUGAUUGAACAAAAUUGUUUUAAGUUUGUCAAGUUUUGCUGUUCAUGUCCAUUGAACAGACAAUGGAUCAUACAUUUUUUUCCAUUUCUUUCACUUUCUCGCACAAGCAUGUUUUUCUUGAACCAAGAGGCCUCCGUGCAUUUUAUCUGGGUAGUGAUCUGUGCUGAAUGCACUGAUCUACACUGGCAAUCAGGUGGUAGAUGUAAGCACUGUCUCAGCAGCAUGUGCACACAUGGUUUUUGACUGGUACAAAUCAAAUAAAAAAAUAUGAAAAGUG
This is a messenger RNA of Limanda limanda (common dab), 2085 nucleotides long. RefSeq names its product serpin peptidase inhibitor, clade H (heat shock protein 47), member 1a (gene serpinh1a). The transcript is spliced from 5 exons. The coding region runs from base 143 to 1402 and encodes 419 amino acids. Gene Ontology annotation, biological process: collagen fibril organization; negative regulation of endopeptidase activity. Lineage: Eukaryota; Metazoa; Chordata; Actinopteri; Pleuronectiformes; Pleuronectidae. The record is from RefSeq and is a predicted model, not a curated record. Gene Ontology annotation, cellular component: endoplasmic reticulum. Gene Ontology annotation, molecular function: serine-type endopeptidase inhibitor activity.